CCCUUCGAAAUUCUCCUCCGUAACUUCGCGUGAACAAUGCACCAGUGCGGCUCGCGUACUCGGUAACGUUACCCCCCGUAAUGCAGCCUCCGGCGAAGUAUCCAGCAUUUCAUAGAGUUCCGGUCAGGUGGUUACAGUGGCGUAAAGAUACGACCAUGGAUCUCGUGCUGAAUGUUGCCGACGAGUACAUCCUCACCCCGUACGUGUACCCCGCGUCAUGGCCCGAGGACGGGGCCCUGCGGCAGAUCAUCAGCCUGCUGGUGCUGACGAACCUCGGGGCGGCCGUCCUGUACCUGGGCCUGGGGGCCAUCAGCUACUACUUCAUCUUCGACCACAAUCUGAAGAAACACCCGCACUUUUUAGAGAAUCAGGUUCAGAGGGAGAUCAUAUAUGCUAUGACCUCGCUUCCCUGGAUCAGCAUCCCCACGGUGGCUCUGUUUUUCGCUGAAGUCAGAGGAUACAGCAAACUGUACGACAGUGUCAAUGAAUCUCCCCUGGGUUGGCCCGGGCUCUUCCUGAGUAUGAUCUCCUUCCUGUUUUUCACUGACAUGUGCAUCUACUGGAUUCAUCGCUUCCUACAUCAUAAGCUUAUUUACAAGCUGUUUCACAAACCACACCAUUUGUGGAAGAUCCCCACUCCCUUUGCUAGCCACGCCUUUCAUCCAGUAGACGGCUUCAUGCAGGGACUCCCAUACCACAUCUACCCCUUCCUCUUCCCCCUCCACAAGGUGCUUUACCUGGCCCUCUACAUCUUCGUCAACAUCUGGACCAUCUCCAUCCACGACGGCGACUACCGUGUCCCCGGCGCUCUUACGAGCGUCAUCAACGGCUCGGCUCACCACACGGACCACCACCUCUUCUUUGACUACAACUACGGCCAAUACUUCACAUUGUGGGACCGCCUGGGGGGCUCCUACAGGCACCCGUCGGCUCUGAUGGGGAAAGGCCCCCACGAUCUGAUCCGGAAACUUCAAGCAGAGGGGGUGUUUGCAGAUGAGGGAGUGAAGGCUAAAGGGCGAGUGAACCGACAUCCUCAGAGGGGAGUGAUGUGUAAGGAGGAGUAGCAGUAGGGGGAAACUACAGUUAAUUGCUGAAAGUGAUCACUAUUUUUGUAAAGGCAAAAUACGCCCAAACUCAACUGGAAAAACAUAAUGGGGAAUAAUUUGAGUGAGUGUACUUGCCAAAUGAGCCAUUGAGAGAUUUUAAAACCUAGUGAAGCCUCUAGCCCAAUGUCAGCUGGGAUUGGCUCCAUCCCCCCACCCCACCCCCAC
This is a messenger RNA of Xiphias gladius (swordfish), 1271 nucleotides long. It is a transcript of the gene sc5d, whose product is annotated as sterol-C5-desaturase. Gene Ontology annotation, molecular function: iron ion binding; oxidoreductase activity. Lineage: Eukaryota; Metazoa; Chordata; Actinopteri; Istiophoriformes; Xiphiidae. Bases 81 to 1064 code for a protein of 327 amino acids. The record is from RefSeq and is a predicted model, not a curated record. The transcript is spliced from 5 exons.